Messenger RNA from Cylicocyclus nassatus, 1225 nucleotides. The record is from the annotation of a GenBank genome assembly. NCBI's taxonomy places the organism in Eukaryota, Metazoa, Nematoda, Chromadorea, Rhabditida, Strongylidae.
GGAAUAUAACGAUCAAGAUGCACUUCCUUACGAAAUUUACGUGAUGCUGGCACCAUCAGAUGAAUCUUGCCAAACAAGUUUAGCAGCAGAUGUCUCGGCCAGGCCGACCGCCAUGGCAGAGACCCUUGCUUAACUCGAACUCCGCCCACCUCAGUCGAAGCAUGGGCGGCUGUGUGAAAACCUUGCGUUCACUUGUCUUCCUAUUCAACUUACUGUUUUGGAUAGCCGGAAUAGUCACAAUGGGCUUAGGUAUUUGGCUGCUAUUCGACCCUGUAGCAUCAGAUUUCUUCGCACUUCAUUCAGCUCACCAUGGUUCAUUUCGAACCGUUGGAUGGUUGUUGUUGACAGCUGGAGCUAUUAUGACAUUCCUCGGUUGUUGUGGAUGCUGUGGAGCAUGGAAGAUGAACCAGUGUGCACUUCUUCUAUUCUUCACUCUCUUAGUUCUUGUAUUCUGUUUGGAAUUGGCGGCAGCAUAUAUAGCCUACAACAAACAAGAAACAAUAAGGCAGUACAUCGAGAGCAGUAUGUACGACACAAUCCGAAAUCGCUAUGCUUACGAUGACAAAUAUAAAUCUGCAUUUGACACGAUACAACAAGAGCUCGAAUGUUGUGGUGUGAAAUCGUAUACGGAUUGGCUGGGAGCAAACUGGGAUAAAAAACACUAUACUGCAUUGGAUAAUGCUGAACCAAUACGAAUAGAGCACGGAAUUGGUGCCGUUGGUGGUGGCCGAGGAAGUGGUUAUGGACGAGUACCGGAAUCUUGUUGUAACACACAUGGAAUAGAGACGUAUCCAACCAAUUGCGGUGUCUCCUUCACUCAUGCACCAUUGGAGACAUAUUCUGAAUUUGUGCACACAGUGGGGUGCGCAAAUGCCCUCUACGACAUGAUUCACCGUAAUUUGGAACUCGCCAUCGCACUAAGCGUUUUUGUUGGUGCACUACAACUGUUGGGAAUGAUUCUGUCAAUGCUUCUUUGCUGUUGUAUCGGUGCACAAGACAAGAAGUACGAAUAUUGAAAUUGCUCAAAUGGUUCACCACGAUUGAUACGAAGAUGGUACUACUUGACGAUUCUCAUCAGCACGACUGUAAAAUCGUCUAUUUUCUAAUGGAGUAUCCUGGCGAUAACUCAAGCGCAAGGUUUGCUGCCUUUGUAGGCCCGGUUCUGUAUAGUACAAUUUUGCAUCAGGUUGUUCAUAACAGAGUGCUAAUAAAGAAAUGCAAAAAA